Messenger RNA from Phlebotomus argentipes, 489 nucleotides. Its product is annotated as bolA-like protein 3. The transcript has 2 exons. Bases 95 to 418 code for a protein of 107 amino acids. NCBI's taxonomy places the organism in Eukaryota, Metazoa, Arthropoda, Insecta, Diptera, Psychodidae. The record is from RefSeq and is a predicted model, not a curated record.
GCACUAAAAAUGGCAUUCUCUGCAACCUAACCUCAAAACCGCUGCCCUCUUGUUGUGUAAUUUCACGUGUGAAAAACAGUGAUUUGGAGCGGAAAUGAAGAGAAUUCUGGCAAGGAAUGGUCAGAAGUACACUUCUUUACUCUCGCGGAUGUGGUCAGGAAGCAGUGGUCAGGGCGCAUCUAAGUACACAGACAAGGACCUGAGGAGGAGCUUGAGUGAGAAGUUCCCGGCAGCUGAGGAAAUCGCCGUGACGGACAUUUCCGGAGGCUGCGGAGCGAUGUUUGAGAUUUUCGUGAGAUCAAAAGACUUCCAGGGAUUGUCGACAGUGAAGCAGCAUCGACUGAUAACGGAGACAUUGAAGGAGCAGAUAAAGGACAUGCACGGACUGAGGAUUCACACGGAAAUCCCGCCAAAGUAAAGGACGACGUGGAAAAUUUCUCAUCAUAUUUCACGUAAGUUUUUUGUACAAAGGAAAAAUAUUGUAAGAUA